Messenger RNA from Cooperia oncophora, 831 nucleotides. The record is from the annotation of a GenBank genome assembly. NCBI's taxonomy places the organism in Eukaryota, Metazoa, Nematoda, Chromadorea, Rhabditida, Trichostrongylidae.
AUGAACGAUUGCUUCAGCGAAUCGGAUUUGGGCGAUUGGACUGGCGAUUGCUUGAGUCUCGACGAGGAACCGUUACCGUCAUCGAAUCCGGUCGAAUACGAUCAAUUGACAGGAUCCGAUCUUAUUCUAUUAGCUACUAUUCCUGCAUCUGCUAUUCUUCUGGCUGAACAUCUCCUACAUAGUCGUCAUCCUGAUAUGCCUCGACGAAUACGGGAACAAGUCCUGGAGGUGACAAAGACGGUCACUUUGAUGGAGAUCAUCAACUCGGCCCCAGAUAAGCACCCACGUUCCUGUGAGGUGACCGUCACGAAUAUCGCCUCUGAUACGGGCCAUCCAGUCUCGCUGAAGAUCCGACACAUGCAUCAAUCACAGAAUGUUGAUCAUACCGAGGCCCAUACCCAAACGCCAGAGAUCAUCAUCAAAGAACAGACGUGGGACGCAAUCCAACGAGCCUCCAGACGGCGCCACCCGAAUCCAACAGGAACACAAGACGAAAGUGGAGCGGAAAAACGUGAUCAACAGCGCUCAGCUGCAUCCCGUGCCACUGACAAACGAGGCGUCGGCCGAACUGUCCACUCUCUGUACUACCGGCCAUUUGUUGGCGAGAAUUCCGGUCCUUCGAUCCAUUACAGUACUGGUACCGCCUCAUCCGACACCUCCCAUCGAACACCGCUGAAGGAGCGCAGCUCGGUCUUGGACGAGGUCGAUCUUACAACGAUGGCAAGCGAGGCCUCGAGCGAGGGCAGUGUUAUCGUCUAUGCGGACCCACGACCACGAGGACGUGCCUCAUCGGCUGACGGCUACUUCACAACAAUUCCUGCAGCUGAGUAA